This is a messenger RNA of Rhincodon typus (whale shark), 7135 nucleotides long. RefSeq names its product integrin, beta 4 (gene itgb4). Gene Ontology annotation, biological process: cell migration; cell-matrix adhesion; integrin-mediated signaling pathway. The record is from RefSeq and is a predicted model, not a curated record. Gene Ontology annotation, cellular component: integrin complex; membrane; focal adhesion. Gene Ontology annotation, molecular function: integrin binding. The transcript has 36 exons. NCBI's taxonomy places the organism in Eukaryota, Metazoa, Chordata, Chondrichthyes, Orectolobiformes, Rhincodontidae. The coding region runs from base 1 to 5178 and encodes 1725 amino acids.
AUGGCCCAUUGCCCUGAAGUUGCAUUAUUGGGUACUCUGCCCUUGUCAGUCAAUACUCUAUGUAAUGAAACAUCUUUCUGUUUGAGUCUCCCUUUCCUGAGCACUGUGUUCAAUUCUUUGCAGAAUCACAUUGGCUGGAGGAAUCAUAGUACUCACAUAUUAGUCUUCUCUACUGAGUCUGCCUUUCAUUAUGAGGCUGAUGGCUCCAAUGUUCUCUCUGGGAUUCUGAAACGGAAUGACGAAGGCUGCCACUUGGACUCGACUAAUACCUAUACUUGGCACACAUUGCAAGAUUACCCAUCGAUUCCAACUCUGAUUCGUCAUCUUACAGAGCGAAGCAUUAUCCCAAUCUUUGCAGUUACCAACCACUCUUAUUCUUAUUACCAGAAAUUGUGUAAAUAUUUUCCUGUGUCUGAUAUUGGGCAGCUCCAGGAAGACUCUUCCAAUAUAAUCGAAUUGUUACGGAAUGCAUUUGAGAAUAUCCGCUCCAAGAUGGAAAUCCGAGCUGAGAAUGUCCCCAUAACAAUGUCGGCUAAAGUCUCGUUGUUAUCUUCUGCCACGUCUCAGAGUGACUCUUCUAUCUUCACUGUGGCCCCAGGAGAAGUGAAAGAGUUUGAGCUGAAAGUGAAAGCUCUGGAUUCCGUUAAAAACAAGCAUGUGUGUACCUAUGAAAAGGACCAGAAAGCAAACCUAAUUGUCAAGCCCAGCACUUUCACAGACGCUUUCUCACUGGAUACCUCCCUGUUGUGUGAAAAAUGUUUGUGUGAAUUGAAUCCAGAGAAGAACUCUUCAAAAUGUAAAGAACAAGGUGACUUUAUUUGCGGGCAGUGCGUGUGCAAAGAUACUUGGCAUGGGGAGACCUGUGAAUGUAACACAAGUAAGCAGAAUAGUACUGAGAUCGAAGCCUGCAAGAAUCCACUUGAUAAUUCCCAGAUUUGCUCCGGUCGUGGGGAUUGUUACUGUGGAGUUUGUUACUGCAAUCCAUCAGAUCACCACCUGGAAAGAUUUGAGGGAAAAUAUUGUCAAUACAGCACCCUGCUCUGCCCACGUUUUGCUGGCUUUAUAUGUAAUGAUCGCGGUGAAUGUUUUGAGGAAAAGUGCAAAUGUAGUGAAGGAUGGACAGGUGAUUCCUGUGAGUGCCCUAUCAGCAAUGCCACAUGCAUUGACGCCAAUGAGGGACUCUGCAAUGGUAAAGGUGUCUGUGAUUGUGGAAGAUGUCGGUGUGAUGAUAACAAUGUUGAUCCGACCUGUAGCUCUUUACUGUACUUGCUGGGGCUAUGUGAAGACAUUCGCACCUGUGUCCAAUGCUGGGCCUGGAAUACUGGGGACAAGAAAGGAAACAACUGCAAGAAGUGCACAAGCGUCUUUACUUUUGUGGAGGAACUGAAACCAGAAAAAGAAGUGACAGAACACUGUGAGUUCCGUGAUGAGGAAGAUGACUGUACAUUUUAUUACACAGUGAAUAUGCCCCUAGUUGGCAACCAAACUUACGUAGAGGUGCUGAAACAGAAAGAUUGUCCUCCAGGAGGUUUCCUCUGGCUCAUUCCACUCAUCAUAUUCCUGAUGCUGUUGUUGGGUCUCCUGUUGUUGCUCUGCUGGAAGUACUGUGCCUGUUUUCGGGCUUGCUGUGCGAGACUCCCAUGUUGUGCGAUGCUGCCAUGCUGUGCUGCAGGUACCAAGGUUGGAUUUAAGGAAAACCGCCACAUGUUAAAUCAAAGCAAGCUCACCUACCUUGACACACCAAUGAUACGGACAAACAAGCCUGUCGGAACAGACAUUGUGAGGUGGAAGGUGAUGGACAACGUUCACAGAGAACCUUCUAAACGGUAUCAGGGAACCAAUCCUGAUGAUACUGUUCUGUACAACCUGUCACUGCGAGCAGCCCGAAUAUACAAUGAUGUGCUGAAGAAUCCAGACUCAACAGAGUUUAAGCAGCUACGCAUGGAGGUGGAGGAGAAUCUCAAUGAUGUGUUCAAAACCAUGCCAGGUUUCCAGGGAGUCCGGAAGACCAAGUUUAGGCUUCAACCAAAUGCAGGAAGAAGGCAGGACCUGACCAUCAUCGACACACAAUUACCCGCCUUUCGAUCAGCAGAGAAACAGAUUGUCAAUACAACUGAAGACAUGGUGUCCAUGGGUGCCUUCAACAGUCUGAAGGUUUUGCCCGGCUACUAUACAGUGGCAUCUGAUCGAGAUGCUCAUGGGCAAGUGGAAUUCCAAGAUGGUGUCGAAUUCAUUGAUGUGCGGGUCCCACUCUUUGUGAAGGAUGAAGAUGAUGAUGAGAAGCAAUUGCAAGUGGAGGCUGUUGAUGUUCCAAAGGGAAAUGCAGAGAUUGACCAGCCAUUUGUGUACAUCACCAUGAUCAAACAGGCCUUAGCCAAAAGUAUUAUCACCUUUCUGCAGCCAUCAUACAGAUACCAAAGGCAAGACAAGGUGGCCAAAAUCCCCCUUAUCCGGGAGAUACGGGAGGAUGGACGCACACAGGUCUCUUACAGGAUAAAAGAUCGCACCGCCAAGGAUGGCAAGGAUUACAGAGCAACAGAGAACCAGAUUGUAUUCCAGCCUGGUGAGACUCGCAAAGAGAUUCCUGUUGUUCUCCUGGAGCAGACCGAGAUUGAUACCCUGCUGGGAAAUGAGCAGGAGAAAAAAUUCUGCAUGGAGCUGUAUAAUCCCCAAAAUGGAGCAAAGCUUGGGAAGUAUCCCGAAACCAACGUCAUCAUCACUGAUGAUAACGAGAAGCUAAUCCCAAUUGACACCCCACCUCUCAACCUGAAAGCUCAUCCAAUUGACAGCAGGAGGAUCCAGGUGAAUUGGAGCCCACCUCCGGGUGAGCCAUCAGGAUACAGGGUGGAGUACUGGCCUGAGGAUGACAGGCUUGCCUCUCAGGUCAUAGAGACAAAGAAUACUUUUGCUGAGCUCAUCAAUCUCCAGCCAGGCUGUUACUACGCAAUGAGUGCACUGGCCUACAAUGAUCUUGCAGAUGGCCCCUGCUCGGAUAUCACUUACUGUCACACUUUGAAUGAGGUAAAUCAAGCAACAAUCCCUCUGAAGGAUGCCAACCCCAUUAAUUCCCCACCAACCAAUGUGAAAGCUCACCCAAUUGACAGCAGAAGAAUCCGUCUGAAUUGGACCCCUCCGCCAGGCCGACCAUCAGAAUAUAAGGUGACCUACUGGAUUGAAGGGGAUGAGAAUUCUUCUCGGGUCAUAAAAACGACUACUCCCUCUGCUGAUCUGACCAAUCUCUACCCAUAUUGUGACUAUGAGAUGAAUGUUUGUGCCCACAACUCACUAGGUUUUGGGCCCCACUCGGAGGUUGUUCAGUGUCGCACACUGGAAGACUUACCAAAUGAGCCGGGACGAUUGGCAUUCAAUGUCAUUUCACCAACUGUGACCCAACUGAGCUGGGCCGAACCUUCAGAAACCAACGGGGAAAUCACAGAGUAUGAAGUCACUUACACUGUGGUGACUGAUGAGAAUAAGCCCAUUGGACCUAAAAAGACGGUGAAAAUCGAUAAGCCAAAGAAGCGGAUGGUAAUGAUCGAGAAUUUGAAAGCCGAACAGCCAUAUCGGUACACAGUGCGAGCCAAGAAUGGCGCUGGUUGGGGACCUGUCCGAGAAGCCACAAUGAACCUCUCCACGCAGCCAAAACGGCCAAUGUCCAUUCCCAUCAUUCCAGAUGUUCCGAUUAUUGAUGCCGAAGCACACGAUGAGUAUGAGAACUUCCUCAUGUACAGCUCAGAUGUAAUGCGAUCACCCAGACCGAGCACUUCUGAUGACUUAGGCUCCAAAUGGCAACAUGUCCAACUGCUGGGCGAUGAUUUCGAUGGGCGGAAGGUAACGUGGCAGCUACCAGUGGAAGUGAUACCCCGCCUUUCCUGUAGCUCUUCCCUGACGCAUGCUUCCUCAGACAUUGAGAGCCUCCUCUCCGAAGACACUGAGUAUUCAGACACCAUGAGGAGGAAGGCUACGCCCCAAACACAGGAAGGUCAAGAUAUGCCGAUCAACGGGAAAUGGGAGAUGAACUCUCUUUUCCCUGGCAGUGCCAACAGCACCCUCAAUAGGAGCACCCUCACCACGUACAACCAGCAAUAUACCAAGUUGAUGGAAGUCUCCUCCAUGUCCUCGGACACUCACACUAACAUGAUGUUGGGACAGGAAUCACGAAUGUAUGGAAAGAAAGGGGUUAACUACAAGAACACACAGCAGAUGGUUGGAGGGAGGAGACGCACUGAAUCCGAGGAUAUAAAUGCAGCUCUUGAGAACCUGGAGAUGGUUCUACAUGAAAGCCGAUCUCCUGGGAUCCCAGAUACUCCGACUCGCCUUGUGUUCUCUGCCCUCGGAGCAACCUCAUUGAAAGUCAGCUGGCAGAAACCUCAAUGUGACCGGAAGGUCAUGGGUUAUCGGGUCACGUACCAGCCUCUUCUGGGAGGUGAGACGAAAAUAAUUGACAUCUCAGAUCCCGACGAGAACUCCAUGAUCAUCAAUGAUCUUAUACCCAACUGCUCCUACAUGUUCAAGGUCAAAGCUAUGAGUGAGAAGGGCUGGGGUCCAGAGCGAGAAGGCGUCAUCACCAUUGAAUCAAACGUGGACCCACUAAGCCCUCUGAGCCCAGUUCCAGGCUCUCCUUUCACACUGAGUACACCAAGUGCUCCAGGACCCCUGGUCUUUACAGCCAUUAACUCUGAACUGCUCAAACUAAGCUGGGAGAAACCCCGCAAACCAAAUGGAGACAUCAUGGGCUACCUUGUGACUUGUGAACCACUGGAUGGACAAGGUGAAAUCAAGACUUAUCAAGUGGAGGGUGAUGAUGCAGAGAUGACACUGAUGGUACCUCACCUCAGUGAAAAUGUUCCAUAUAAGUUCAAAGUUCAAGCAAAGACAACCCAAGGUUAUGGUCCAGAGCGUGAAGGCAUCAUUACCAUUGAGUCACAAGAUGGAGCAAACUUUACUGACUACAAUAAACAGAUGGUAAUGAGGCAUGAGGGAUACAUGGUACCUGGGAAUAUGAGCACGCAGACCGGACUACUGCAGUCCACCAUCGACCCCAUGUUCUCAGAGGGAAUGACCGUUACAACACAACGAAUGGAAGGUGCGACAUCAAUCACUCAACAGAUCACUCGAACAAUGAUGACGAGUGGAACAGUCACCAAACAGAUGGAAAGGAAGUUCUACGAGGCUUGAUCCAUGGACUAGCUUCUGCAAAGUCCUGCUCUUUGUACAGACGGCUGCAGAUUCUUUACGUUGAACUAUACCAAUGAGUAAUCUCUGAUGCCCUGAUCUCUAAGCUUGUCAGCACCCAAGUUAAAAGAGACCUGCUGGACAGUUGUGAUGGAUGUUUGCUUCCAUUUGUUCAUUAGGCUUGGUCAAUUGGCAUUGUUACAUAUUGCUGUAACGUUUUCUAGUUUGUUGGUGUUGAGCUUUGAUCAUGAAAGACUCUGCAUUCACCAUAUCCUAAAAUCUGUCCAAAUUUCCAAGUGCCUCUAAAUUUUACUUUCCUUUCAAUCCAAUUACCUUGAAUCCAGGCCUCCCAUGAAGCAGACAAGGACACAGAAGAUUCUUAUGUGCUUUCUUCACUCUUUCUGCAUUGCUUGGUGCUUGUUAUCACCAACAGAAACCUCCACUUGGGGUCACAUUAUUUCCAUACAUUCAUUGUAUUUAUUUUUACAUUCAGAUAUAAGCAACUACUCCAUGUAGAAUGUAUAAAUAACUUUCAAAGCAUAUUUGAUUCAAGUUGUGAGAAGUAAUUUUGCUCUGUGGGUGUGAGAGCAAUUAUCUAGAAUCUGCAUGUUUUACAGUAACAUUGAUCGACAGGUGUAAUUUCUUGUGUUCUCUGGGUUUAGCUCAGUCUUUCUUACUUAAGUGUCACCUUUCCACAUCCCCAUCACCACCUCAACCUGCUCUGUAUUGUUUCCCUGCUGUUUUCAUUUUAAUGACUUAAUCCUGUCAAGCAUUGUUGACUCUCACAUUUCAGAUGCUGAAUUCCCACUAGUAUAAAAGACCCCAUAACUCACAGAAUUGUUAACCAGGAUGACUGAAAUUGUCCCAUUUGGCAGAGACAUCCCAUUACCGUGGAGACGUUUGUCCGACACAAUUGGAUUCACUGAGAGCUAGUAAAUGUUGGAUUUAAGAAAUGUAUAAAGAGAAACAUAGAAAAUUAGAGCAUGAGUAGGCCCUUUGGCCCUUCAAGCCUGCUCCACCGUUCAUUAUGUUCAUGGAUCAUCCAUCUCAAUAGCCAUUCCUGCUUUUCCUUUAAAUUCUUUGAUCCCUUUACCUGUAAGUGCUAUAACGAAUUCCUUCUCCAAACCAUAUGUUUUGGCCUCGACUGCUUUCUGUGGUGGUGAAUUCCACAGAAUGUGCUGCAUACAUGGAGAUUCAGCUUCUUGACUCCAAAAGCCAGAUACCUCCUCUUAUUUAGGUAUCUCACCUGUCUACACAGGUGCUGAACUGCAACAUGUACUUCUUUUAUCCUCCAUAUUGGAUAGAAACCUACCAAAUCUACUACACUGCCUCCCAACUACUCGGCAAUUUUUUAUACUGGGCAACCAAAGUGCUAUUGUAUCUCCUAAAAAGCUUACAUUUUAGAUACUAAGUAUGUACUUAUAUUGUAAUUUUACUGGGUUGUAUUUUUGGAAUUUCGGUAUGCUAGCCAAAUGCCAUAGAUUUGGUUUCCACAUUGCAGCUAAAGAUUUCUAUUGCCUGCUUUCAACAAAGAUUAAUUUUGUGAAGGUUGUGUUGUACAGAGCCUAACCAAUCCAGGUAUAAUUCCCAGCCUAAUCUCAGCCAAGCAGCUACACAUUGGGAAUUACAACCUACAGUGGGAACAAGCAGAAAUCAGCCAUGGAUCCUGUCACAGAUAGUUAUCCCUUGCACUGAGCGAGGUCAGGAUCAGGCAGAAGACUGCACAGUUGGGUCUAAGUACCUCCUAGGUGCCAGCCACCACUGGGACACCAAGAGGUAGCAAAGUCAGAACAGAUGUGACACAAAAUUCAAUAGGAAUUGAGGAGCAGCGGUAUCUGGAAUGGAAAUGGCCUCAGAUUGUUAUGCAUGUGGCUUACCUAGUGGAUCCCACUCUGUAAACACUGCUUCAGGUUUUUGUACUUGUAAUAAAAUGCUUCUUCUGCACUUGUAACCAUGUAAA